CAGGCUGACAUCACAGCGCUGACAGUGGGACUUCAUCGGCUUCGCCUGCACACUGCACGGUGUCGUGUUGUCACACUGUCGUGGUCAAAGUCUGGGAUGGAGGACGACAGUGAAGAGGAGAGCUGCCUCAUACACCCAAGCCUGGUUCCUCUCGGCAGUGAGCUCAAGGCCAGGAUGCAGCAGCUUGUGGAAGAAAGGAUGGAAAUCAAUAUGUGGACGGCAGUGCUGAUUGGAUCUGUGACAGUGAUAUCAGUCGUUGGAGUGGUUGUGUUCCUUCUUUACAGAAGAUACAAAAUAUCAAAGGCGGAGGCUGGUGUUCCUCAUUAUCGCUUCAGGAAGAGAGACAAGGUGAUGUUCUACGGCAGAAAGAUCAUGAGAAAGGUUCAGACGCUGUCGUCUGCCCCUGCCUCUAACUCAAACCCAGCCUCUCGACAGAGAGUUAGGAAGAGGACCAAAGUCCUGUCUAUAGCUCGCAAGAUCCUGCGUAUCCGGAGGGAGCCCCCCACCCUUCAGCCCAAGGAGCCCCCUCCCUGUCUGCUGGAGGCCGACCUGACUGAGUUUGAUGUGCAGAACUCCCAUCUCCCCUCUGAGGUGCUGUACAUGUUGAAAAAUGUCAGGGUGCUGGGCCACUUUGAGAAGCCUCUCUUUCUGGAGCUGUGUCGUCACAUGGUGCUGAUUCAGCUGCACCAGGGUGAGGGACUCUUCCGUCCAGGUGACACCGAUGAUAGUAUUUACGUGGUUCAAGAUGGCCGCCUGGAGCUGUGCAUCCAUGAGAGUGAUGGCACAGAUGCUGUGGUGAAGGAAGUUUUACCAGGAGACAGUGUUCACAGUUUGCUCAGUAUCCUAGACAUUAUCACUGGCUACCCAGCACCUUACAAGACAGUGUCAGCACGUGCUGCAGCUCCCUCCACUGUCCUGCGUCUUCCAGCUGCAGCCUUCCAGUCAGUCUUCGACAAAUAUCCCGAAACUCUUGUUCGAGUCAUUCAGAUAAUCAUGGUGCGUCUUCAGAGAGUGACCUUUCUUGCCUUACACAACUACCUUGGCCUGACCACUGAGCUUUUCAAUACGGAGAGUCAAGCUAUCUCCCUUGUGUCAGUGGCGCAUGUUCUGGGUGAGACUCAUUCACAGAGAGGCCUUCGCAGGCAGCCUUCGCACUCUGAUAACCUGGGCACCGAAAAAUCGGAUUCAGAAACAACCAACUCCUCUGAUAUCUCCUCAUCAAAAUACAAGAAAUCUCGUUCCCUCUCUACCCCAGUGGCUGUUACAGGUGAAAUGUCAUUUGCCCUCAACAGAGUUUAUGAGCAGGACAGAGCUGCCAAAGAGGAGACAGCGCCUCACAGUCCUGUGAAGUCUAUUCUGAAGAAGAGUGUCACAAUGCAGCACACUCCGUCAGCUGUUUACCAAUAUAGUGAUGCUGGAGCAGGAAAUGUCCACCAGAAUAAAGUCAAUGCCAUUUUCCAAGCUGCCAAAAAGGACCUGCUGCAGGUCAUCCAAAUACAGGACCACAAUCUGCUGGAGGGGAGGGUGAAUCUUCGCCAGGUUAAAGCUGGCACAGUUGUGGCCCGUCAGGGAGACCAGGAUGUGAGUGUGGCGUUUGUCAUCUCAGGUUUGCUCCACGUUUACCAGCGUAUGAUUGACCGCAAGGAGGACACCCUGUUGUUUGUCACCCACCCGGGUGAGAUGGUGGGUCACCUGGCUGUUCUGACAGGCGAGCCCCUCAUCUUCACUGUCCGAGCUAACAGAGACUGCACCUUCCUCUCCAUAUCCAAGGCUCACUUCUACGAGAUGAUGCGCGAGGAGCCCAGGGUGGUGUUGAACGUAGCUCACACUGUGGUGAAGAGGGUGUCCCCAUUUGUCAGACAGAUUGACUUCGCCCUGGACUGGAUGGCUUUGGAGGCCGGCCGUGCUGUCUACAGGCAAGGAGACAAAUCAGACAGCACCUUCAUCGUCCUCAGUGGCCGACUGCGCUCUGUUAUUGCAAAGGAUGAUGGAAAGAAGGAGCUGGCUGGAGAGUAUGGUCGCGGUGACUUAAUAGGUGUGGUUGAGGCCCUGACACACAUGAACCGAGCCACCACAGUCCACGCUGUCAGAGACUCCGAGCUGGCCAAACUUCCUGAAGGAGCUCUGAACUCCAUCAAGAGGAGGUAUCCUCAAGUUGUCACCAGGCUGAUCCACCUGCUGGGACAGAAGAUCCUGGGCAACAUGCAGCAAGUCAAUGGACCCCUGGCUGCUCGUAGUCUGGCUCUCAACACCCCGACCAGUAAGUGGGAUGCAGGGAAUCCAGCUUCCAACCUGUCCACUGUGGCCAUCCUGCCUGUGUCUGAGGAGGUUCCUCUCACCUCCUUCACUCUGGAGCUGCAGCAUGCGCUCAGUGGCAUCGGUCCCACUCAACUCCUGACCAGUGACAUCAUCAAACAGCGACUCGGCUCUGCUGCUCUGGACAGUGUCCACGAGUACCGUCUGUCCAGUUGGCUUGGGCAGCAGGAAGACAUCCAUCGUAUAGUCCUCUACCAGUCUGACUCUGGCCUCACGCCUUGGACCCAGCGCUGCAUCCGCCAGGCUGACUGCAUCAUCAUUGUGGGACUGGGUGAGCAGGAGCCCACUGUAGGCGAGUUAGAGCGAAUGUUGGAGGGCAGUGCAGUUCGGGCCCAGAAGCAGCUGGUGUUGCUGCACAGGGAGGAUGGCCCGCAGCCCAAAGGGACGGCCGAGUGGCUCAACAUGCGGAGCUGGAUCUCCAGACACCAUCACCUGUCCUGCCCCCGCAGGGUCUUCUCCAGGCGCAGUUUACCUCAGCUGAGAGAGUUGUACCAGCGUGUGUUUGAAAAAUGUCCAGAUCGUCAUUCUGACUUCUCCCGUUUGGCCAGGAUCCUGACAGGAAACAGCAUCGCCCUUGUAUUUGGUGGAGGAGGUGCCAGGGGUUGCUCUCAGGUUGGAAUCCUACGGGCAUUGAACGAGGCAGGGAUCCCCAUCGACCUGGUGGGCGGCACCUCCAUCGGCUCUUUAAUGGGAGCUCUGUAUGCUGAGGAGAAGAGCUACAGUCGCUUGAGGGUUCGGGCUAGAGAAUGGGCUAUGGACAUGACCUCAUACUUUAAGAAGAUAUUGGAUCUUACCUACCCAGUUACUUCCAUGUUUUCUGGAGCAUCCUUUAACUCCAGUGUUAGCUCUGUCUUCAAGGACAAACAGAUCGAGGACCUGUGGCUACCGUAUUUUAACAUCACUACAGAUAUCACAGCUUCCUCCAUGAGAGUACACACUGACGGCUCGUUAUGGAGGUAUGUCAGGGCCAGUAUGUCAUUGUCUGGUUACCUGCCCCCUCUGUGUGAUCCUAAAGAUGGACAUUUACUCAUGGACGGGGGCUACAUCAACAACCUGCCUGGUGAGAAGCUCUGUUCCUGUUUCAUAUGA
This is a messenger RNA of Paralichthys olivaceus (Japanese flounder), 3405 nucleotides long. Lineage: Eukaryota; Metazoa; Chordata; Actinopteri; Pleuronectiformes; Paralichthyidae. The record is from RefSeq and is a predicted model, not a curated record.